CGCCCGGAAGCGCACAGACUCUCGGGAGGUUUGCGUUCCCCGCCCCUCACGGCCGGAGAUCUCGCGAGGGUUGUAGCUGCCGUCGCCGGGUGUCGCGGCCGGGUUCGCACGGCCUGUCUGACCUCGGUUCCCCCCCCCGCAGGAUGGCGGCCCCCGGCUCUGAGGAGGACAAGGCGGCGGCGGCGGCAGGGGGCGGGCCCCCGGGCGUGGGGCGCUGGCGGCGGCGGAGCCGGACGCUGCUGGUGCGGCACCUGCCCGCCGACCUGACGGCCGCGGAGAAGGAGGAUCUGCUGAGGCACUUCGGGGCCGCGUCCGUGCGGGUCCUGUCCGACCAGGGGCGGCUGAAACAUACAGCUUUUGCUACAUUCCCCAAUGAAAAUUCAGCUGUAAAGGCAUUGUCAAGACUGCAUCAGCUGAGACUUUUAGGUCACACUUUAGUUGUUGAAUUUGCAAGGGAACAAGACAAUGUUCAUGUUCUUAGCCAAUCUUCACUCUCAGAGAAAAAUAAAAGGUCAGAACCACCAGUGGAAGAAGAGAGAGAACGGAAAGAGCCAAGCUGUCCUAAAAUAGAGAAUGGAAUUGCUCCCAGGCAUGGGCUAACCUUUCCUAUAAACUCUUGCCUCAAAUAUCUGUAUCCACCGCCUUCAAGUACAAUCCUAGCAAAUAUAGCAAAUGCCUUGGCAAGCGUGCCUAAAUUUUAUGUACAGGUGCUGCACCUUAUGAAUAAAAUGAAUCUACCCCCACCCUUUGGACCCGUUACUGCUCGACCACCCAUGUAUGAAGAAUAUUUACCAGCGCCUGUGCCGCCACCACCUAUCCCACCACUGCCUCCGGAGGAGCCUCCUUUGCCUGAAGAAGAGGAAGAUCAGGAAUCUAGCAGAGAAGAAUCUGAAUAUGAAAGUGCUGAUGAGGAAGAAAAGGAGAGAAUGACUAAAUUGAUGGAAUUAGCAGCCAUUCAGCCUAAAAGACCAAUAUCCACAAAGCAGCGUAGUGUGAGAAAAAAGCAGAAGAUAAAAGACUUGCUGAAUGCUCCCACAUCUGCUCCCCACAGUAAUCUGCACCCUACGCUAUCACCUUCGGAUGUGUUUGAGCAGCUGCAAUCUGUAGGUCAUAAAAAAAUUAAGUUCCAAAUUUCUGCAGACAUUCCGGACAUUCUUCAGAAAAGUUUAGAGAGAGACCAAAACAAUGAUCUUUAUGCAACUUCAGAAGAAAUAACUAAUGCAGGAUUUGGAAAGAUCUUCCCAGCUCCUAGCUCUAAUGAUAAAGAGGACACAGAAGAAGAAGAUGAUGAUGAUGAUGAAAUACCAUCAGAAUUUGUUUCUAGAAGGGAAUUGGAAAAAGGCAGACUUUCUAGAGGAGAAAUGGAAAAACUUUCCAUUUUCAAAAACUAUGAGCCAGGUGAUCCAAACUGCAGGAUUUAUGUGAAGAAUUUGUCAAAACAAGUUCAAGAAAAGGAUCUCAAGUUUAUUUUUGGAAGAUAUGUUGACUUUCAAUCAGAAACUGAACGAAUUAUGUUUGACAUACGUUUGAUGAAAGAAGGUCGCAUGAAAGGACAGGCUUUCAUUGGCCUUCCUAAUGAAAAAUCAGCUACCAAAGCCUUAAAAGAAGUAAAUGGAUAUGUUUUGUUUGAAAAGCCCAUGGUAGUUCAAUUUGCACGAUCCGCUAGACCAAAACAGGAUUCCAAAGAAGAGAAAAGAAAAAGAUAGAACAAUGCUAAAGAAACAUUCCUGCGUAAAUACUGCAGUAAUACUGUCAUGCAGAGUGUAUCCUUUCUUGUUGUAUCCUUUUUUUGUGCAAUGUUUUCCAUAGCACUCAAAUACCUCCAAGUUCUCUUUUAGUGUAGGUGCGGGGAGGAAUUUAUACUCUUUUUACAAUUUUGUAAAUCUCUGUUCAAAUAAGUAAGAUACUUUAAAAUUAUAAAGGGGACUUUUUCAGGGAGGAAGUUAGUGAAUCAGGUCACUUACUUAGAGGGACACCAUGAAUGUUUCUAGUCUCAAAAUGUGACCUUUCCUCCCUGUUCCUUCUCUAAAUCCAUAUAAUUCUUUAUUUUAUGGGCCAGAUCCUGAACUGGUGUAAAUUGGCCUUGUUCCAUUGACUUCAGUGGAGCGAUGCUGCCUUAUAUCAGCUAAUGUUCCUUUUUUAAAAAAAUAGCAACACCACACUGUGUGUUAGAAUGUUUCAGUUUUGAUGGGGUGGUUAUAAGCAGAAAACAAUCCUUGAUGUUGUCUUUUUAAGUAAUACAUUCAUUUAAUGACAGCUUGUGUCCCAGUUUAUGGGACGCAACCUGCACUUAGUUUCUCUCGUAACUUUUUCCUUUUUUUAGAAUAGAGAACAGAAAAUCUAGCAAUGUCUCAUAAUGAAGUAAUGAAGACUGAAGCUAAACUUUAUUCAUUGCUACCUUUGUUUCCCACUUUCUGGUAGUGUUUUACGGCUACUAAUCUAUAAUUUUCUUGUGGGGGUUGUAUUACAGCAUUCUGUGAUUAACCUUACUUUUUUUUAACUUUAUAAACUAAUACAUGCUGUAUGUAGUAAGCCAAAUUUAGCUGGCUCAGACAUGAUUUACUAAUUUUCUAUAUCUUAAGAUUUUUCAACUUUCCAGUUAAGCUUCUGACAACUGAACACAGUAAUUUUCCAGUCAUUUAUACUUUUAACAUGCCUUUAUAAUGUUCCAGGUUCCUUUUGUGUUCCAUCUCUUUCAAGUGUUACCAAGCCACAGGAAGAUGCAAUGUGAUCAACAGGACUAUUGAACAGUGCGUAGUAGCAUUUCAAAUGUUUUUAAAACAAGACUUAAUUCUCUUCAUUCUUAAAGGUUCCAAAUGCUUUUAAACACAUUGUAGCCUAUCACAAGACAGAUAUAUGAAAAAUGUAUAUUAGUCCGCUUGUUAAAUCUCUAAUAAAUUAUUCCUUUUCCCUUCA
Molecule: messenger RNA, 2916 nt
Organism: Mauremys mutica (yellowpond turtle)
Lineage: Eukaryota; Metazoa; Chordata; Testudines; Geoemydidae
Gene: RNPC3
Product: RNA binding region (RNP1, RRM) containing 3
Exons: 15
Coding region: 144-1706 (520 amino acids)
Biological process (GO): mRNA splicing, via spliceosome
Cellular component (GO): U12-type spliceosomal complex
Molecular function (GO): pre-mRNA intronic binding; U12 snRNA binding; protein binding
Source: RefSeq, a predicted model, not a curated record